GCAGCUGAGUCCCCCUCCCGGGCAGGCUGCGGAGGCCCAGGAGCAGACGCCCGUCCCUGGGCCUGUGGUCUCAAGCGGGUGUCAGCAUGUGGUCACUGGGAGCAUGUCCUUGUCGCCACAGCUAAGGGGGUCCAGGCACGUCUGCUUCCAGGGAGCCCGCCCGUCAUGUCCAGGUGAGACAGAGGCGCUCGGUGCUGAACAUGCUCAGGAGGCUGGACAAAAUCAGGUUCAGAGGUCACAAGAGAGAGGACUUCCUUGACCUAGCGGAGUCUCCAAAUGCCUCGGACACCGAGUGUGGAGACGAGCUCCCCCUGAAGAUACCGCGGACCUCGCCCCGCGACAGCGAGGAGCUCAGAGACCCUGCUGCUCCGGGGACCCUCAUCAUGGCCUCAGGGGUCCAGGACUUCAACCGGACAGAGUUUGACCGGCUGAACGAGAUCAAGGGCCACCUGGAGAUCGCCCUCCUGGAAAAGCACUUCCUCCAGGAAGAGCUCCGGAAGCUGCGAGAAGAGACCAACUCAGAGAUGCUGCGGCAGGAGCUGGAGCGGGAGCGGCAGCGGCGAAUUGAGCUGGAACAGAAAAUGCAGGAGGUGUUGAAGGCCAGAGCCGAGGAGCAGCCGGCGCAGGCUCAGCCGACGCCCAGAGGGCAGAGCCAGGCCAACCACGGAGCAGACCGACGUGGCCAGGGACUGUCCUCCCGCCUGCAGAAGUGGUUCUACGAGAGGUUUGGGGAGUACGUGGAGGACUUCCGCUUUCAGCCAGAGGAGAGCACCGUGGAGACGGAGGAGCCCCUCAGUGCCAGGAGGCUAACGGAGAACAUGAGGCGGCUGAAGCGCGGGGCCAAGCCUGUCACCAACUUCGUGAAGAACCUCUCUGCCUUAUCCGACUGGUACUCAGUCUACACCUCUGCCAUCGCCUUCACCGUGUACAUGAAUGCCGUGUGGCAUGGCUGGGCCAUCCCCAUGUUCCUGUUCCUAGCAAUCUUGAGGCUGUCCCUCAAUUACCUCAUUGCCAGGGGCUGGAGAAUACAGUGGAGCAUUGUGCCAGAAGUGUCUGAAGCCGUGGAACCUCCAAAGGAAGACCUGACCGUGUCCGAGAAGUUCCAGCUGGUGCUGGACGUCGCCCAGAAGGCCCAGAAUCUCUUUGGCAAGAUGGCUGACAUCCUGGAAAAGAUCAAGAACCUGUUCAUGUGGGUCCAGCCCGAGAUCACACAGAAGCUGUACAUUGCGCUGUGGGCUGCCUUCCUGGCCUCCUGCUUCUUCCCCUACCGCCUGGUGGGGCUGGCCGUGGGGCUCUAUGCCGGUGUCAAGUUCUUCCUCAUCGAUUUCAUCUUCAAGCGCUGCCCCAGGCUGCGAGCAAAGUACGACACGCCCUACAUCGUCUGGCGGAGCCUCCCCACGGACCCCCAGCUCAAGGAGAGGGCCAGCGCCACCAUGUCACGGAGGCUACAAACGGCCUCAUCGCGGAGCUGCGUCUCCAGUGCGCCAGCUGGCCUGGGCAGAGAUGAGGACGCCGGUCGCUGCCACAGCACCAAGAAGGGGAACUUCCACGAGAUCUUCAACCUGACUGAAAACGAGCGUCCACUGGCCGUGUGCGAGAACGGCUGGCGUUGCUGCCUGAUAAACCGAGACCGGAAGAUGCCCACGGACUACAUCCGGAACGGGGUUCUGUAUGUGACCGAAAAUUAUCUGUGCUUUGAAAGCUCCAGAUCUGGGUCUUCAAAGAGGAACAAAGUCAUCAAGCUGGUGGACAUCACCGACAUCCAGAAGUACAAGGUCCUGUCCGUCCUCCCGGGCUCCGGCAUGGGCAUUGCCGUGUCAACACCAUCGACUCAGAAACCGCUGGUGUUCGGGGCCAUGGUGCACAGGGACGAGGCCUUCGAGACCAUCUUCAGCCAGUACGUGAAGAUCACCUCGGCCGGAGCCUCUGGUGGUGACAGCUAGUACUGACCCCCGCCGCCGCAGGACCUUCACGCCCUCGACGCGGGGCAGAUGGACUUGCCACGCUGCUCCUCGGCCUGUGGUUGCCGUGGCAUUGACCGUGCUCCACGGACCCCUUCACUGAGGGGCUGCAGCUCAUGAGGACGGCACAGAAGCCCCUGCCAGGCACGUGGGGCCCCUGGUGGACACCUGUAGACACAGGUGGGCAGAGGGUCCUCAAGGCCUGUUAGAGGAUGACAUGCAGGACCCUCGCCAUCCCCACCAGGCACAGCUCCUUGUCCAUCCCAGCCUCAGUAGAGACCUGGCCCCGGCCACCCCAGGGGCUCCUGCAGCCCCCGAGUCCCAGUCUCGGAAAGCCAGAGGCCGCCCCCUAAAGCCAUAGCUGAGCACGUCUGUGGCCCUCCUGCUGCGGUUAGGAAGUGUCACUGCUGGGUGCGGAGGUCCUCAGAGUAGGGGUUUGGGGGGCAGGGGCUUCCCUCACCAGCUGCCGCAUCCACCUGCCCAUCUUGGCCCCUGGGCUGGCGACCCGCGAGGGUGCAGGGCGCGAGUGAAGGCACACCCUUCGACACUGUGCUCCCUGGAGAAGCCCAGGAGCACACUGCCCAGCUCUGAGUCUUGGCUGGUCAGGAAAGGUCAGCCACAGCCAUGGGGUCAGUGGGGUGGAGUCGGGCGGCCAGAGCUCCCUGGCCGUGGAGGCCAAGCUUCAGUGCCCUGCCCGUGAGCUGCUGGGAGGCUCCGUGGGCCGAGGCCUGCCCCAGUCAUCUGACAGUAUUUCUCUUCCUGUGUGCCCACCAAGCGCUCAUCUGGGCCCAGACCACUCCCAGUGCCCACCCGCCCCAGGGCAGCACUUGCUGGCUUGGAUGAAAGACGCGUGCUACCCAGGAACACGGUGGCUCAUGGGGGAGGCCGAGGGAGCGGCUCGCAGGCUCAGAUUGUCCUGGGACAUCUGUGUUUUGUCUGAAGUGAGAAGCCACGUGGGGUCCUGGGACAGGCCCGGGCCUCCAAAGGAGUGACUGUCUCCCUGUCCGCACGCUUUCCAGGUGGCCCUGCACCUCCCCGGCUUGUCUGAGUCCUUCGGGUGUCACUGAGAUAGUUGUUUUUUGAAGAAACAGAGAUUAUAUUUUUACAGAGAGCAAGCUGUCUCUUAUUUUUGUAUCGUUUUUCAGGUGACAUUUUUACCUUAGCUCUGAUCCUCAUUUGCUGGCUCGGGUGUGAGACCUGGUGGGUCUGCUGGGUCACACUCUGGUGCGUGGGCCGAGCACCCCGACCAGCCAGGUCAAGCACACAUCCCACCCAGAGGGUGGAGGCUGCCCGCCCGGGCGCCAUGGGUGCCAGCUGCCGGAUGGCCCUGCUCGUCAGCCUCCGUCGAUGAAGGCAGAACCCGCCCUGGGCCAGGGCUUCGGCCCCUGCAGGGAUGGUGCGCUCAAGUGCAUGGGGCGAGAUGGGGGCCGCAGGACCCCAGGGUGCCCAAGGGGAGGCAGGGUAUCUGUGACGUGUCCCCAGGGAUGGCUGUGGGGUGACACCCCUGGGUGGUGUCAGACCUCUCUCUGGGCCUUGGCAGUGCCCCAGGCUGGGUCCUGGGGACCAGGGUCAGUAAGUCCUCCUUGUGGGCACACUGGGGUGCUGUCCCCACACACAGCGGGGAGGGUCCCCGAGAGGAGGGGCCUCUUGGCAGAGCGAGUAGGUUAGUUCGAGUCCCUUUCACCGGAAGGGAGAUGCAGACUGACCGUGCUGCACCCCGGGAGGCCUGAGGCCUGUUGGGGAACAGGGGUCCACAGUCCAGCGGCUCGCAGGCAGCCGUGUUCCUUGGAGCCCAGGGGCCUGCUAGGGUCUGGGCUCCCUCUCAGAGACCAACAGGGUUUUCGCUGAAGCGCGUGAAUCUGGACAGAUGUUUAAUUUCUGUGACUAAUCACUGAGCUAGAUGAAUGUUCGAUUUUGUAUGUCCGGAGCUCGAGUCUAUUUUGAUCUGUAAAUAAUCAUUACUGGUGUCACUUUUGUUCUACAAAAGGAUUGUACUGUAUGGAGAACUGAUGAAAAACACCCUGUCACAUUUUUUAAGAAAACCUUGUUUAAAGAAAAGUCUUGUAUAAAUUAUAAUUUUUAUUUAAAUAAAUUAAAAUGCUUUGU
Molecule: messenger RNA, 4067 nt
Organism: Ictidomys tridecemlineatus (thirteen-lined ground squirrel)
Lineage: Eukaryota; Metazoa; Chordata; Mammalia; Rodentia; Sciuridae
Gene: Gramd4
Product: GRAM domain containing 4
Biological process (GO): negative regulation of toll-like receptor 9 signaling pathway; apoptotic process
Cellular component (GO): mitochondrion
Source: RefSeq, a predicted model, not a curated record